Molecule: messenger RNA, 771 nt
Organism: Solanum tuberosum (potato)
Lineage: Eukaryota; Viridiplantae; Streptophyta; Magnoliopsida; Solanales; Solanaceae
Product: F-box/kelch-repeat protein At3g06240-like
Exons: 2
Coding region: 1-771 (256 amino acids)
Source: RefSeq, a predicted model, not a curated record
AUGGCGAUGAGUAGAAAGUUGCCUGAUGAAAUGAUAGAAGAGAUAGUCUCCUGGAUGCCUGUAAAAUCGUGUGGUACUUCUACCGCGUAUGCCCUUGGGUAUGAUUUUGCUAGUGAUGAUUAUAAGGUUACUACUCUUUCUUGUUAUAGAGGUGUACUUGAAGGUGACCUUUUCUGUACAUUUGUGGAUGUCUACUCCACGAGAAUAGGUUUUUUGAGGAGACUUGAGAGUAUAUCUCAUAAUGGUGCAAGUCCUAUUCACGAUUUUGGGGUUUUCCUAAAUGGGACUUUGCAUUGGCUGGCUGGUAAAUAUUAUUGUUCUCCAUCUGUAAUUGUUACUGUUAAUCUAACUGAUCAGAAAUUCUUCGAGGUGCCUAUACCUACCAUUACUACAACUUCUCUUUUGUGCUUUUAUGGAAUUGUGGAUCUUAAAGGGUAUCUUUGUGUAUUGGGUAAUAGAAGAAAUGAAUAUGAAAUUGAUGUUUGGAUGGUGAAAGAAUAUGGGGUUGUGGAGUCGUGGACCAAAUUUAGUGUUGUAAAAAAUACUUUCCCUUUUUGUCCCACACCCGUGUGUUUAAUGAGUGAUGAUGACAUCAUAUUAGUUGCGCCUGGGAAAGCGAAGUUGAUUAUCUACAAUAAGAAAAAGGAACAACAAAGAGAGAUGAAUGUUGAUGGAAUAACUUCUAAGUGUAUAAGAAUUAGAACUUUCAUGGAGAGUCUUGUCUCUCCUAUGAUUGGCAAGGAAACUGAGGGUAGUGACUAUAUCGCUUGA